AUGGUUCUUAAAUCAACUUCAGCUGGUGACGUUUCCAUAUACCAAGUCUCAGGGUCAAAUGUCUCGCGAUCUUUGCCCGAUUGGAUUGCCAAAAAGCGUAAGAAGGCAUUGAAACAGGAUAUCGAUUACUCCAACCGUAUAGAGCUUAUUCAAGAUUUCGAGUUUAGUGAAGCUUCCAACAAGAUCAAGGUCAGUCCAGAUGGCCAAUACUGUAUGGCCACGGGUACUUAUAAGCCACAAAUACACGUUUACGACUUUGCCAAUUUGUCAUUAAAGUUUGAACGUCAUACUGAUUGUGAAAACGUUGACUUUGUGAUAUUGAGUCAGGAUUGGACUAAGUCAGUCCAUUUACAAGUGGAUAGAAGUAUCGAAUUUCAAACAAAAGGGGGGAUAUAUUACAAGACCAGGAUCCCUAAAUUUGGAAGAAGUUUGUGCUACAAUGAGGUCAACUGUGAUUUAUUAGUCGGUGCCCUGGGGAAUGAAUUGUAUCGAUUGAAUUUAGAACAAGGAAGGUUUUUGAACCCACUCCACUUGGAGACUGAAAGAGGAGUGAACUCGGUCACUGUGAAUAAAGUGCAUGGACUUAUAUCUGCAGGGUUGGAAGAUGGUACCGUUGAGUUUUGGGAUCCACGUUCCAAAUCUAGAGUGGGUAAAUUAUGGAUCGAUGAACAACUCGGCGAGCCUGAUAUAGAAGUGACCACGGUAAGUUUUAGACAAGAUGGUUUGAAUUUUGCAUGUGGUACAUCUGAUGGUAAAACCUUGUUGUACGAUUUGCGUACCAACCAACCAUCUAUUGUUAAGGAUCAAGGAUAUGGGUUUGCCAUUAAGAACAUUGAAUGGUUAGAAAACUCAUUAAAACCAGAUACCAUUCUCACAAGCGAUAAGCGUAUUGCUAAAAUAUGGGAUAGAAACUCUGGCAAGCCAUUUGCUUCGAUGGAGCCCACCGUUGAUAUCAAUGAUGUGUGCCACGUUGCAAACUCGGGUAUGUUCUUUAUGGCGAACGAAGGUAUGCCGAUGCACACCUACUAUAUUCCAAACUUGGGUCCUGCACCUUCAUGGUGUUCCUUCUUGGAUAAUGUCACUGAAGAAUUGGAAGAGAAGCCAUCGGACACUAUUUAUUCUAAUUAUAGGUUCAUCACGAAGGAUGAUGUCAGAAAACUCAAUUUAACUCAUCUUAUUGGCUCCAAAGUGCUUCGUUCGUAUAUGCAUGGUUACUUUAUUGACACAGAGUUGUACGAAAAAGUUAAUCUUAUUGCCAACCCCAACUCCUUACGAGACCAAAGAGAACGUGAUAUCAGAAAGAAAAUUGAACAAGAAAGAGAGUCGCGUAUUAGAACAUCUAAUGCCAUUAAGAAUACCAAGAUUAAAGUCAAUAAGGAUUUGGCUACCAAAUUGCAAGACAAAAUUGGUGGUGAUAUGGCAGAAUCAGUUAUCAAUGAUGAUAGAUUCAAGGAAGUGUUUGAAAAUCCAGAUUUUGCGGUGGAUGAAACCUCGCACGAUUACCGUCAAUUAAACCCUGUUUCACGUGAGGGUAAGGAUAUUACAACCACAGCAUCAGCAUCCUCGCGAGGAUUAACUGCUGCUGAAGAAUCAGACGAAGAGAGAGCAAAUGGUAAUGGAGGAAAUGGAGAUGCGCUGUCAGGAUCGGAUAGUGAAAGCGACGAUGAUGACGAGGAUGAUGACGAGGAGGAAGAGGAUGAGGCAGCAAGAAGACAGGCUGAAAAAGUGCGCGAGAAACUUCGUAAAAAGAGGGAGGAAGAAGCUCGAUUCCAAAAUAUAAUGCAGAAGGUAGAGAAGAAAGAUCCUAAAUCCAAAGCAGCAUCAGAAUCAUUUGCAUCGCAAGUGAAAAAGAUUGUUAAGCCAAAGUCAGCCGACGUCAAGGGAAGACUACAGAGACAUGCGCGUGGUGAAGCAGAGCUUACAUUCACGCCUUCUUCAUCGAAGAAGAAGUUCAAGCCUGUUAAAACUGACGAAAGUGGUGAUAAAGGAAGGACGAAACAGAGAUUUGAUGGUAGAAGAAUUGCUUCUAGAAACCAAUUCAGGGGUAUGUAA
This is a messenger RNA of Lodderomyces elongisporus, 2052 nucleotides long. It is a transcript of the gene ENP2, whose product is annotated as ribosome biosynthesis protein. Gene Ontology annotation, molecular function: protein binding. The record is from RefSeq and is a predicted model, not a curated record. Bases 1 to 2052 code for a protein of 683 amino acids. NCBI's taxonomy places the organism in Eukaryota, Fungi, Ascomycota, Pichiomycetes, Serinales, Debaryomycetaceae. The transcript has a single exon. Gene Ontology annotation, biological process: maturation of SSU-rRNA from tricistronic rRNA transcript (SSU-rRNA, 5.8S rRNA, LSU-rRNA). Gene Ontology annotation, cellular component: small-subunit processome; nucleus; 90S preribosome.